This is a messenger RNA of Symbiodinium necroappetens, 1041 nucleotides long. Lineage: Eukaryota; Dinophyceae; Suessiales; Symbiodiniaceae. The record is from the annotation of a GenBank genome assembly.
GAUGAGGUAGUGGAGAGUCCGACGAAACGUGCUCUUCCUGCGGGUGAAGUUCAUGCUGCUGACCGGCCAGUGACGGGUAGUGAACUAAGACAGCUGCUCCAACUGCACGCCUCCGAGAUGAAAGAAGCAUGGCGCACCUUCGAGAGCCGGUUGGACAAAGCAGAGCACGCUCAACAAAAGCAAGUGGGCGAAAUCGCAUCUUUGUCGGGCAGGGUGAAAAUCAACGAGAAGGACAUUCGGGAUGUUAAGAAACAGCAGGAGACCCUCCAGCCCAAGCUCGACUCACUCACUGAGGACGUCCGGAACCUGAAGGUGCAGCUUGAUGAGGUGAAGAACCAGCCGAUUCCGGGAGCUCGUGGGGGUGACCCUGCUCAGGCCCUUGCACGUCAAGGGGGAGGAGCCGGAGAUUCUGCGGUGCCUGUCACGGACAACCACCCUGGGACCAACAGUGGGGGUGAUGUUCUUUCUGAAGAGGACCAGCGCACACUGAUCAUGGAGGGUUGGCUCCAGGACACGCGCAGGGCAAUGAUCGAAACCGAGGCGGACAUUGUGUUCAAGCUGCCGGAGCUCGAGGGCCUCUUUGACGUUGACAAGAUUGCCGUCUUCGGUCCACGUCGCAGCGUCGGGAUGGUGAAGUUUGUUGUUCGCAAUGGGGAGACUAUUGGCCAAAUGAGGGAGAGGAUGUGGAAAGUGAUUCGCACAGUCUCGCAAGCCAAGCUGAUGUUCCCCAGCACGAAAAACAUGGGGGAGGAGAAGCAGGUCUGGAUGUCGUUCAUGAAGACGCGAACAGCGAGGACGAGGACCGCCCUUAUCAGCAUGGUUCGCCGUGUGACCAUAGGGCUGGCCAUGGACGCCAAGGACGAAGGUGGGGGUGUGGUGCACAUGGAACAUACACAGAUGUCGGCUUACGAUAUGGAUUGGAGCGCAGGCACGAUUUGGUGCGGAGUCCAUAAGAUUGCGUCCGCUACCCACAGAGGACCCAAAGAUGCAGAGGUGAUAACGAUGCAUGGUGGGUGGGUCAAUCUUGAUGCAGUCGGACAG